CCGCUAGGUCGCGCCCAUUCAUUCAAGUGUGAAGACAGUCUGUGAGCGUUAGUGAAGGAGGAGUUACUUAACUUUUGUUCACUAAGAGCUUGGGCCAGAGGCAAAGCAAAGCAGUGACUACUUUUGCAGGAGUAUUUAGAGAUGAGCCUGGGGGCCAAACAUGGGGUACACCUUGCAAGAAAGGCUCUACAGGGAAGACAGGACUGGGGAAUGGGAGCCAGAGGUGGAGCAGUGGAGAUAAUGAGUAGAGCACCCAAAGACAUCAUCUCCCUGGCUCCUGGAUCUCCGAACCCGAAAGUGUUCCCCUUUAAGUCAGCUGUCUUCACUGUGGAGAACGGAAGCACCAUCCGGUUUGAAGGAGAGAUGUUUCAAAGGGCCCUCCAAUAUUCCUCAAGCUAUGGAAUUCCAGAACUUCUGUCCUGGCUAAAACAGUUGCAAAUAAAAUUGCAUAAUCCUCCGACUGUCAACUACUCACCCAACGAAGGACAGAUGGACCUCUGCAUCACAUCUGGCUGUCAAGACGGUCUCUGUAAGGUGUUUGAAAUGCUCAUCAAUCCUGGAGACACUGUUCUGGUCAAUGAACCACUGUAUUCAGGAGCCCUUUUUGCAAUGAAACCACUGGGCUGCAAUUUUAUUAGUGUCCCCAGUGAUGACUGUGGGAUUAUUCCAGAGGGUCUCAAAAAAGUACUUUCCCAGUGGAAACCAGAAGAUUCCAAGGAUCCCACAAAAAGGACUCCAAAAUUUCUGUAUACUAUUCCGAAUGGCAACAACCCUACAGGCAACUCGUUGACUGGUGACCGCAAGAAAGAAAUCUAUGAGCUUGCAAGAAAAUAUGACUUCCUCAUAAUAGAAGACGAUCCUUACUAUUUUCUCCAGUUCACCAAGCCUUGGGAACCAACCUUUCUCUCCAUGGAUGUUGAUGGGAGAGUUAUCAGAGCUGACUCCCUUUCAAAAGUUAUCUCCUCAGGGCUGAGAGUGGGGUUUAUAACUGGCCCCAAGUCCUUGAUACAGAGGAUUGUUCUCCACACACAAAUCUCAUCACUGCAUCCCUGUACUUUAUCACAGCUCAUGAUAUCGGAGCUUCUAUACCAGUGGGGAGAAGAGGGUUUCCUGGCCCAUGUUGACAGAGCUAUUGAUUUCUACAAGAACCAGAGGGAUUUUAUAUUGGCAGCUGCAGACAAGUGGUUACGUGGUUUGGCAGAGUGGCAUGUUCCCAAAGCUGGCAUGUUUCUAUGGAUUAAAGUUAACGGAAUCUCUGAUGCAAAAAAACUAAUUGAAGAAAAGGCUAUUGAAAGAGAGAUCUUGUUAGUUCCUGGAAAUAGUUUCUUCGUCGAUAAUUCAGCCCCCUCCUCCUUCUUCAGAGCAUCCUUCUCUCAGGUUACUCCAGCGCAGAUGGACUUAGUCUUCCAGAGAUUGGCCCAACUCAUAAAAGACGUUUCAUAAAGAAAUCAAACUCAGCAUUGAACUUAUAAUUUUAAAAUAAAUUUCCUAUACUUUGCUGAAGAAAUGGCUGACAGGAUGGAUCCAGUUUGUGAAAUAUCUGUGGCAAUUUCACUGAACAACUUUGAAGCCCCUUAAAAUCCACCGCAUUGCCAAAAUAACUUUCUGAUAUACUUUUGCCCUUUGAUUAAUUAUGAACUAACAAAACAUCAAAUUUCAUUGUUAAAGACCUCUGUAGCUGCUUAAUAAUGUCCAAUAAAUUUUUUUGAGCCUAACAUAGACUAACUAACAUAGUAAAUUGCAAGGGAAUUAGUUAAAAUGGCCUAUAAUAUGCAGGUUUUUUUCUACUUUAAGGAAAUUUCAUGAGCAUUUACUGCAAAAAUUGUUGUAAUUUGACAAUUAUAAAUUACUUUGUAACCGAA
This is a messenger RNA of Rattus norvegicus (Norway rat), 1862 nucleotides long. It is a transcript of the gene Aadat, whose product is annotated as aminoadipate aminotransferase. Gene Ontology annotation, molecular function: L-kynurenine:2-oxoglutarate transaminase activity; pyridoxal phosphate binding; aromatic-amino-acid:glyoxylate transaminase activity. Gene Ontology annotation, cellular component: mitochondrion. The record is from RefSeq and is a predicted model, not a curated record. NCBI's taxonomy places the organism in Eukaryota, Metazoa, Chordata, Mammalia, Rodentia, Muridae.